AUGGAUAUAAGUGAUAUUUUUUUGUUGACGGUGCUAUUAAUUAGUUCUGGAAAUGCUAUCAGACCGAAGUUACGGCUAACAGUAUACUAUGAGAGUGAGUGUCCUGAUAGUGAAACAUUUAUACUCAAGCAACUUCAGCCGACAGUGCAACAACUGCACAACUAUACUACACUUGAACUAGUGCCUUUCGGCAAGGCAAGGAGUAUAAACUAUGGUAACGACGGCUUCCAAUGCCAGCACGGCUCCUCAGAGUGCCUUGGUAACAUGGUACAGGACUGCGCACUUAAUCGUAUGAAGCAGUACACUGAUGUUAUGAAAGUGGCUUAUGUCGCCUGCGAGAUGAAAACCAGGUCGGGGGCUAAAGGAGAUCUGCAUUGUGUCCAAAAUGCGAAACUGUCUCCUAAAGAUGUAGAAGACUGUGUCUUGACAGGUGAAGGAACAUCGCUACAACUUCACAGCGAAUACCAAACUAACAAAGUGCGACCCACCUUCAUACCGACUAUCACUGUUAACGGGGUAUUUGAUCAACACAUUCAAGAUAAUGCCCAAGUGGAUCUUUUCAGUACUCUGUGUUCAAUAUUGAAAGAAGCUGAGCCGUGUGCGAAACGCUAUAACUGGAUGGCACUUAAUUAUGUAUUAAUAAAUCAACGGUGA
Pieris macdunnoughi is the source of this 654-nucleotide messenger RNA. NCBI's taxonomy places the organism in Eukaryota, Metazoa, Arthropoda, Insecta, Lepidoptera, Pieridae. The record is from the annotation of a GenBank genome assembly.